UUUGAGCUGUCAAACUGAUUUUGGUGAAUCAGUUUCAGCGUUUUAGCUCUCGGUAGACAGGAAAGUAACUGUUGACGUUACUUCAGAAUGGAUAGUCCACGCUGGUUGCCCCUGGAGUCAAAUCCAGAAGUCAUGACCAAGUUCGUCAACUGCUUGGGAAUGAGACCAACCUGGCAAUUUGGAGAUGUCUACGGAUUGGAUCCAGAGCUUCUCGGCAUGGUACCAAGACCAGUGUGUGCAGUGCUGCUUCUCUUCCCAAUGACAGAUAAGUAUGAGGCUUUCAAGCAAGAAGAAGAAGAGAAACUCAAGGGUCAGCGACAGGAGGUGUCUCCGGACGUCUACUUCAUCAAGCAAACUAUUGGAAACGCCUGUGGAACAAUAGGAUUAAUUCACGCAGUGGCGAACAACCAGGCUCACCUGGAAUUCGAGUCUGAUUCUCCACUGAAGAAGUUUAUCGAACAAACGUCUAAAAUGACCUCAGAGGAAAGAGCCGCCUUCCUGGAAAAAGACGAGAGUAUACGCGUUACACAUGAAUCCAGUGCACAGGAGGGGCAGACUGAGGCCCCAAGUUUAGAUGAGAAAGUGAACCUGCAUUUUAUAGCUUUUGUGAAUGUUGGAGGACAGUUAUAUGAACUGGAUGGCCGGAAGCCUUUCCCUAUUGUCCACGGAAAAACCUCAGAAGAUCGUUUCAUGGAGGACGCUGCAGAGGUUUGUAAGGUCUUCAUGGCUCGUGACCCUCAGGAGCUGCGUUUCACCAUCAUCGCCCUCUCCAAAGAUUAAUACCGAGGAAGCUCCCGUGUGACCCCCAGAAAACAAAGAAAAACAUUACUGCCAAACAUUCUCAAGUGCUGACUUCAUUGGAAUCCCCCACCCCCCCCCACCCCAAAAAAAAAUCCUUAUGGUGGAAAUUCUAAAAUAUCCGGGGUAUCAUUCUGUAGUAAUGUUAAAUUGUUUGGAUAUAAAUCACUUGAAAUUCUAAGGGAGUCAGAGUGCUGCUAAAAGUAUUUCCUGUUAAGAUCACAAUCUUCCGUUUCUUCACUGCUGAAGCCUCUCUAACUGUAAAACAGAUAUCAGCUGUACUAUCUUGACACUGCACUUAAGUUUGUUUACAUGGCAUGUUUGGCUUUCAAUGAAGAAGGAAAGGGAAAAAAGAUUCUUCAGCUCAACUUCUUCUUUUUUUUUAUGUGCUCCGUGUUCAAUGACACAUGCUGCAUGUAUGGAUUUGUUUUUGAUCAUGUGUCCAACCACAUGUUCAAAACCAGCUGAAGAAAGAAGUUUGGCAAGGCUUUCAUUAAUAAGUCAUACCUUUGAAGAAACAGAGAAGCCUAACUCUGUUGUAUGCAGUAAUAUUGUUAUGAAAAGCUGAUUUAAAAAAAAAAAAAAUGCAAACUGUACAUCCAUGUGGAAGGUGCCUACAUUUUCCUAAUAAGAAUUACAAAUUCUGUCAAAUAAAAGGCAAAUUUAUUAAA
Anarrhichthys ocellatus (wolf-eel) is the source of this 1469-nucleotide messenger RNA. It is a transcript of the gene uchl3, whose product is annotated as ubiquitin carboxyl-terminal esterase L3 (ubiquitin thiolesterase). Gene Ontology annotation, molecular function: cysteine-type deubiquitinase activity. The transcript has 9 exons. NCBI's taxonomy places the organism in Eukaryota, Metazoa, Chordata, Actinopteri, Perciformes, Anarhichadidae. Gene Ontology annotation, biological process: ubiquitin-dependent protein catabolic process; protein deubiquitination. The coding region runs from base 88 to 780 and encodes 230 amino acids. Gene Ontology annotation, cellular component: cytoplasm. The record is from RefSeq and is a predicted model, not a curated record.